Achroia grisella is the source of this 820-nucleotide messenger RNA. Its product is annotated as cuticle protein 16.8-like. NCBI's taxonomy places the organism in Eukaryota, Metazoa, Arthropoda, Insecta, Lepidoptera, Pyralidae. Bases 40 to 603 code for a protein of 187 amino acids. The transcript is spliced from 4 exons. Gene Ontology annotation, molecular function: structural constituent of chitin-based larval cuticle. The record is from RefSeq and is a predicted model, not a curated record. Gene Ontology annotation, cellular component: chitin-based extracellular matrix.
UUGAACGAAAGGGCGUCUCGUGGCGGAAUCGGCGCAAAAAUGCUGUAUCACACGCUGCUCAUCUUAUCCAGUGUGGUGUUAUCCAGCUGCGACGUGUCUCAUCUGCAGCUCCAGGAAGACCACACGACGGAGCCGCCGCCACCGAAGCCCUAUGUGUUCUCUUACACGGCCGGCAGGUACCCUGGUCAUGCUGAUAGACAGCAUACCGAAGUUAGUGACGGCAGUGGAGUCAUUAGAGGCUCAUUCUCCUACGUGGACCCUCGCCAGAAGGUCCGCACUGUGGACUACAUAGCAGACAAGGAAGGCUUCCACCCGAUCCUGAACGAUGCUCCUCCUGAACAUCCAGCUGACUCUGAGUCUGUGGCGCAAGCUAAAGACAAACACUACCGGCUGUAUGCUAAAAUUGCUGAGGAGCAUGCACACCAACCUCAUCCAUUGGGCGACUCAACUCCCCGCCAGUCAGCGGCUGUAGCGCUUGCGUCAGCGAAGCACGCCCAACUGUUCAAAGUAAUAGCAGAGCAGCACGCCAGGAUAGCAGCGGAACGAGAAGCGCUGCAGCGGGAAGAAGAGGAGAAACAAAACCUGCAGGAAUUAGGACAUUAGAACAAUAUUGCACUCCAAAGAAAUUUCAAACCACAUUCGACAAUGCAACUCCCACUCUAUUUCUAGAACAUUCAAUUAAUUUUAGCGGGAAAGUGUAAAUUCAUCAGUAGCCGCCAUCUUUAUUCUUUUUUUUUAUUUUAAUAAUUGGAUAUUUCUCUCUAUUUCUGGAAUAUUCAGUUACUUUUGGCGGGAAAGUGUAAAUUCAUUAGCGCGGUAG